CAACAAACAAAUCCAAGUCUGAAGUUUAAAUGACAUGUGAACUUCGUGUGUAUAGUACUUCCUCGUACUGCAGAAUGGAGAAUAUUAUUUUAACUUUGCUUUUGGUUUUAACCUCGAUAUUGUCCGCUGUUGGUACUAAUCCUGGCAUUGUAAUACGAGUCAAUAACCAGGGGUUAGCAUAUGGUAAGUUAAUAAUCUGCAGAGUUAAUAAUAUUGCGUAUGAACUUGGUAUGUGGUUGAAGCAUGAACAGACUUAUGUGAGACAACUAAGCUACUCGUUACUUAGGUUUUAACUUGUAGCUUGUACAGCUUUAUAGAGGAUUAUUUAAUCUAAUAUAUUGUAUAUAUACACGUAUAAUAAUACACUGUAUAAGUUGGUUUGCUCUAUUUAAUUUUGUUUGGUCAAAGCAUGAUUUCAUAAUAGUGUGCAUUGUCAUUGUCAGUGACAAUUUUCCUUCAAAAGGUGCUUCAAAGUUUAAUGUUAUUGAUCCGUUCGUAUUUUGUGUAACUUUUAUGUUGUUAUCCAAAAUAUUGUUUUACUGUAUUCAGCAGCACUUGGUCUAGGAUAUUUUAUGUAUAAUUAUAUUACUAAUGCUGCAGUAAUCACAGGAAGUCCAGCUUUAAAAUGAAUAUACGCUAUGUCUAUGAACUACCGAGUGAAAUAUUUCUAGUAUGUCAGAAUUAGUUGACGUAGUUCAGAGCUAGAACUUUGUUUGAUAUUUAGAUAUUUUGUGGUAGGUUUUUGAAGUCGGAACCUGCAGAAGAGAAAAAUAUAGCUAGCUUAGCAAUAAUUCAAAUACGCGGAACUACGGCACAGGCACAGACUGCUAUACCCAUGUUGAACAUCGACCAAUAUUUAUCAUUUGCCGAUUUGGAGAAUUGACAUUGUCAACCGUCGGUAUUAAACUGAACAAAUGCUUGAAUUACACAGGGAAAUGAAAUUAAUUUUGAAGCCUGUUUGACAGUCACAGGCAGUCUCCAUAUUUUUCCCACACUUGAUAUUCAAUAAGAUUUAAAACACGGCUGCUGUAAAUCUAAACAGCAUUUUUCUAGACACACACUAUAAUACGAAUGCAUUAUCAGUUAAAGUUUAAAUAUUCUAUGUUGUUUCAUCGAUCCACUCAGCCGUGCACAUUUCUCUUUGGUGCAUAAAAAUGGUUACUAGGAGGAAGUCGAGCGAAAAUGAUAUACGUUUUCGGUCAGUGAAACAUGUGUCUACGAACAUGGCAUAUGUCAAUUUCUGACAGUUCAGUAUGCUGCUAAGUUCAUGUCCAAGUUAUAUUGUCUAUUGAUCUCUGAAUUUGUAUCUGUAGGCAUCUCACUCGCAAGAACACAUUGUAGAAAGGUUUUUUAGUUGCAAGUUUCGAGUGUGAAUUUUAUACAUUUAUUAGACGUAACCAGGUGCAGUUGUGAAAAAUGCAACAGUAUAUGCCAUCUGGCUGUAACCAACUGAGCUACAGAGUCCAGUUGUCGAGCUCUAACCACAAGUUCAUGUUUAUAUACUAAGAUGACGCCAAUGUUAGGUGCAUGGGUCAAUACCAGGAUUUUUGGAUUUAAAAAGGCCUGAUUUGAAUGUAGCGUGAUUAAUGAUAAUUAGAACUGCUUUUGUAGCAAUUAAUUUUGUUCGCUUCAAUAAUGGACAAUUAAAAGGAAGUUGGUUCUAAUUUUAGACUGUAUGUUUUUUAUAACAAAACAAAUAGCAAAAUGAAGGAACUUCUGAAGGAACAAAGCAAGGGUUACCGGGAAACACGCAUGACUAGACUUUCGAGUUUGUGUCAACAAUUGCAAUUUGUGUUCCGGUGUUAAAUUUUCCUUACGAAAGUAUGAAGGAAGCUUUACGGUGUAUAUUAGACUUCCUCAAAGUUCGUUUUCUUCUUGGGGGGACAAUUCAAGCGAAACAGGAAGAGAGAGGGAUUUAGGCCCUCCACGAUCAGGAAAAUAAUGGAGUGUUUCUUGAAAAUAAUCAGGAAAAUAAUGGAGUGUUUCUUCUCUUUUUCAAUUGGUACCUGGUAUUUCCUCCAAAAACCUCACUUCCCCCAACUGGGCGAGAUUUCCGCGAAGUGAAACAUAUUUCCGUUUCUUUAGUCGACAGCGUCGCUAUUCAAGUGUUGGUUAACAAGCUGAAAACCACGACCAUCAAAGAUUAUUCUGGAGAGACAAGUACACCUCUAGGAGAUUUUGAAUAUGAUCUCACGAAGUAAGACCUUCCUACAUUAUUUGUGACAUCAUAUAAACGACACCAAAAUCAGGGCCGUCGCUAUAGGGGUGUGGUGGGGUGGUGGUGAGGUGAGGUGGGGUGGUGGUGAGGUGGGGUGGGGAUGAGUUGAGGUGGGGUGUGAAGUUGUCCCCUCUUUCCUCAUCUUAACAACGAAGGUUUUAAUUUUAAUGUAUAUUUCUCUGUAUUUUCAGCCUCCAUAAUACGGGUGCUUCCAUUGCCAAAUCUUCCUUCAAGACUGUGCCGGGUGUUGGUCUCGAUCUCUCGGCGUCAGGUGUUUAUGUUGCGUUCACUGGAAACUGGCACUACAGGAAAACUCAUUGGUAUACGUCAUUCUUUAUUGUCCACUAUAAUUCUGGACAAUAAUACGCGGUUUCCCCCCUCGCAUGCUUUCUCGUCGUGUUAUCUCGCAAUAUGUAUUCAUCCCAUAUUUAUAGCAAUCAACUAUCUGAGCGCUCUUUUAUAAUGCCUUGGUAUAAAAAGCCAUAGUCGGGGGGAUCUCUGUGGUGUAACCGACGGUUAAGAGGUUGAAGAAGGCAAAAACCAAGGGAUACGGCCGAAGCACGCGUGCAUAGUAUGGGUUGAUUAUGGGAGAGAGUGGAUAGUCCUGUGUGCACUCGUUUCAAUUAUUAUUUGCCAAUAGACGCAUGAUGCUAUCGCCAAGGUUCCUGGACAUUUUUUCAACAAUUCCUAAGUAAUUAUUACGUUGUGUCUUCUUACAUAUACAUCUACACAGUAUAUUUGUGUUUUCCAGGCCACACGUAAGCGACAGUGGUACUUUUGACAUGUCUGCCAGUGACAUCUCGUUCAGCUUGACCGCAAAGAUUGGUACGUAGAACUAAUAGUUCGUUGAUAUGCGCAACCCAGAUUAAACUUAAGCAUUUUUUUUAAUUUACAGGAACAGAAAAAGGUAGACCGUCAAUCACGACUGCGUCCUGCUCCGAUAACGUUGGUGAUUUAAAUAUAAAGUUUCAUGGCGGGGCAAGGUAAAGUACGAAGUACCCUGAUUGUUUUGAAGUACCCUGGUUGUUUUAUAGAAGUCCAGGUUGAAAAGAUGCCACUAGGUUUUCAUCACAUGUAUGUUUCAGAUAAUUAUUGGUUAUUUUAUUUUCCUUAGCUGGCUGUACAACUUAUUUCGAAGCAAGAUUGCCGAUUCCAUAAAAUCUCAACUCAAUAAUCUUGUAAGUUUUGAAUUUGCUCUAGAUGUUUCUAGCUUAAUCAGUAAUCACUAUCUGGAUUUGGGUGUCGCUUGCACAGUGAUGAUGAGUCACAGAUGUGUCUUGCAUUUCUGUUCCCUGGAUUCCCUCUUUUAGUGACACUUAACCAAAGAAUGGCCUUUACAGAACCCGAGGGGUGUCGAGAUUUUUUUGAUCUUGAAAAUUUCUAACAAAUAUUUUGACCAAAUUAAUGUAGAUCUGUGAAGAAGCAACUAAAGCAAUCAACGAGGACGCUGAGAAAGAAUUGGCAACAUUUCCUGGUACAUCAACAUUUCUGUGACGUUCUUUGUCAUGUGUAUAGUAAAAUUCUGAUAAUGAUAUUUGCAUGCAUGCAGGUUCUAUAUAAUGGUCGUAUUGGAUGUCUUCUAAUCAGUAAAUUCAUAGCUCUAAGUGCCUUGACCAUGUUUAUUUAUUUGGCAACGAUCCGUAAGCCCAGAUCUUCAUCAAUGAAAAUAUUAUAAUUUUUUUUUAUCGUCAUGCAUGCAAACCUAACAGCAUAAGUAAUUCUUAUCUUUCAGUUCGCAAAAAGCUUGACAAAUAUGCUCUAAUUGAUUAUUCGUUCAUUGAACCUCCCCUGUUUGAGGAAAACUAUAUGGACGUUAGACUAAAGGUUGGUCACAUUAUAAAUAUAUACGAAGCUUUUGUGUUCCAGGUUCAGAUGUUUAUUUAUGUGGGUGUUCGAUUCCAACACAAGGCGUUUUUUAGUGUAAUGUUGCGUGCAUUCGAAUGUGAGAACAGUGCUUCCAGUUUGGCUCUAUCAAUUCACCGCCAGCUUUUUCUGCAAUCGUGGUGGAAAAACUUGUUAAUGAAAUGCAAAGUUGCCUGUGUGAGAUUUUAAUGAUGGUAGUAUCAUUUCUGUAUCGUAUCUACGUAGAAUAUCCUCCUUCCCCUUAUGUUGCCAAAUUGCAUUUAAAGUGUGGGGAAAAUAAUUACAACAUUUUAUGGGGGAGAAUUGAAGUUAGUCGAAUCCUAAAAUUUCUGUCUGGUUUAUUAAUAGUUUCCCCACGAUUGUGGGUACUACGAUUUUCUCCCGGCCUAGUAAAACAGAACAAUAAACGCAUGGCAUGAAUUAGUACAUGCAGUUAAUGAAAAAUGGAAAAUUAUUCUUUUUCUCUUCCAGGGAGAGUUAAUGUCAGCAACUCAUCCGACAGAAUCAGGCCUAACACCUCCUGUCAUCCCCGCGAAUCAAACCUGUACUAAAAUGAUAUGUUUAUACAUCACUGACUACGUCCUCAACACUGCUGGCCAGGUGUACUAUAAGGAAAAUUUCUUUAAUGCGACUGUGAAUGCCUCGCAGGUAUGAAUUAAUUGUUGGUUAAUAUCCUGUCACAUGCUUAUAAUUACCAUUGCCCUGAAAUGUUUUUUGCCUGAACAGUCUUGCUUUUGUGCAGAGUUUGUCAUUUAUAUGUUUUAGUAUACUCAAAGGUAAACUGUGUUAUUUAAGGUACCUCCAUCGUUCAAGUACCAGCUUAAUACGAACUUAUUGAAACUGCUCGGCUUGUCUAAAGUAAGUAAAAAAAAGUUGAAUGGUGUGGAAAAGUGUUUUACCUUGAGCAGAGUCCACUGAGCAAACCGUUUCACGUCUUUACCUUCUGUAUUCUCAGGUAUAUGCUGAAUAUCCUGACCGCCCACUCUUCCUACAUUUGUAUUGUACCAAACCUCCGAGUAUGAACACGCAGCCCACAGGAAUAAACUUCGCAAUCACUGGCAAUGUUGAGGUCUAUGUUUUUACGAAAGAAAACAAACUCGUCUUUUUGUUCUCCUUGGUUGCGGUAAGCAGUUCUUUUACAUAGAGGUCAACACUGAAUUAAACUUAAAGUAAGCUUUUAAAUAAGUUAACUUGCUGCUGUUAUGAGUUGAGGUCGUAGAAAGUGGUCGCUUUGGCCCACGAAAUCUUUUAUUGGCCCAAAGUAUGAGGUCAGCCAUUGUUUGAUCAGAGGGUACCAAGUGUUUGAUAGUGUAGCCCCUGACCCAGCGUAUACCGAAAUGACUUAAUACAGUCGCGAUCAUCUGCAAUAUUACAGUGAGAUAUUUUUUACUUUUUAGGACCUAACUGGCAGUGGCGCAGCACGUGUCAAUGGUACAAUCUUGCAAGGAUCUGUUUCGAAAUUUUCGUGAGUGCCAAAUAAUAUUACCACAGCAACAACCAACGAACAACCGGCCAACAACUUGCAAUCAAUCAGCGAACAACCAAUGAACAACCAGCGAAGAACCCAAAACAAUUACAUUUUGCAACGACCAUCAAGAACCACGCAACGACAACGAAAGCAACAACAACGACAAUAACGACAACGAAAACAACAACAACAACAACAACAGCAACAACGACGACAAAAAGAUCUCAUGUUUUAUUUGUAUUGUAGCGUUACUUUUGCUGUUUUGAAAUCAGCUGUUGGUGACAUAAAGGUAAGAUAUCAACCACCUCUGGAUAAAGAUUCUAAAUACCGUAAAUAGUUAAAUUAUAAGCACACUCUCAAUGAUAAACAUUCCCAAUCUAAUACAGGGCGCUUAUUAAAUUGAAAUAAACCCUUUAAUUAUUGUGGGACAUACAGCUAUCAUAAAAUGCACAAUUAAUGUUCAUUGUGUGUAAUAGUAUUAUUUUAUGUCAUGAUUUCAGCCUAAUAUUGGACUUAUGAAUAUACUGCUUCACGUCCUAGCUGAGAACACAAUCAUAAAAGAGCUCAACGGUAAGUUUUACGAAUGCAUUUUUCUUUGAUCUUGACCACAACCCUAUCCCUAAUCAUUUCCCCCAGCCCCAGUUACGAAAUAGAAAAGUAAAUAUUUGUAUUCCAAGGCUCACCACAUGAAAUUGUUAUUUCCCUAAUAGAGAAAGGCAAAAAAGGCAUACCACUUCCAGUUCUAGACAAUGUACAGUUGGAAGAUGCGGAUAUCUAUUUUGGGAAGGUAAGGCUCAACCGUUGACCUGUACUAUACUCGAUGUGGAAAAAAAGACAAUUUUUUUGCAGCUUGCAACACAAUGUUAUUUUUUAAAACAUAUUAUGAAAGAUUAAUUGUGAGCUUAACUUAGGUCUUACUACGCUGAUCUACUCUUUACAUAACAUGGCCAGGAGAUGUGAAGAUGUCAAUGGUACUGAAAAAUAUCGGCAAAGUAAACCUGGGCCAUGCUUACUGUCGUUCCAAUUGAAGUGUUGCUCAAAUAUUGAUUCAAUACAUUACCUCGGGCUGACCAAUUCAUUUGAUCAAGUUCCUCGAGAUAUUCAUACACUUCCUAGUAUAAUUGUAAACUUCCUAUUGAAUAGUUUGAAUGCACCAAUCACCUUUGUUGUUUGUGCAACUAACCAAUCAUAAAUAGAAAGGAAGUGACCAGAAAUGAUCAAAUACUUGGAAUUGGCUCUUUCACAGGAAGUGUAUGAAUAUCUCGAGGAACUUGAUCAAAUGAAUUGGUCAGCCCGAGGUAAUGUAUUGAAUCAAUAUUUGAGCAGCACUUCAAUUGGAACGACAGUAACAUUUUCAGUGAGCACAUUUCUACAUAAUGUGCAUGCUCUGUGUCAUAAAUUGCGCUGCAAGCUGCAGAAUUGGCAAAAUUGGAACUGGCGUCUGUAGCUCAGUUGGUUAAAGCGCUGCACCGGAAUUGCAGAGCCGCAGGUUCCGGCGAUUUCUUCCAGAGGGCAUGAAGUUGCAUUUUUCGCAACUCCUCUUGGGUAGGUCUAAAAAAAUUUUUAUAUAAUUUACACUGAAAAAUUCCAUCCACGAAAGCCUUUUCGAGAUUUAAAUCUAUCAAGUGAGAUGCUCAGAAUCAUGAUUACUGUUACGUUAGACACCACCAACGGAUGUUCAAAUUGGUUUGGUUGUGACUGUAAUACACCAUUUCCAUAAUUACGUCAUUUGGCCUGGGAGCCUCGCUCUCAUGAAUCGUGAGCCAAUCACCUUGCGUAAUAUACUAAUGAGAGCGAGGCUCCAAGACCAAAAAGUAUGUGUGGCGUAAUUAUCGAAGGGGUGCAUUGAAAACGGCUUUCAGGAAAUCUAUUUCAAUCUAAUCCUAAUCUUUUGUAUUCUUUUAGAACUUCUUUUCAUUUGAUACUGAUCUCAAGUACACUGGACCGCUAAAAGUUCCAAACAAGAUCAAAAAGAUUCCUAUCUUGGCAUGAUGAGAAAGGUGGAAUUUAAAGUGGAAGCACUGCCGUCAGAUUAGUUCAGUUGGUAUGAUUUUACGUAUUUUUAUGUGUGGAAGUAGAAAAUUAGCUAUGCACAAUAAUGUAAGGCACAAUCCAAAAUUAAUAAUGAAUAAUUUUAAAUUGUUAAUCACUUUUACGCUAUCAUUGCAAAUCAGGAGAAUUUUGUAUAUGCGGGGAUCACACCUCAAUAAACAUUGAUUU
This is a messenger RNA of Paramuricea clavata, 7769 nucleotides long. The record is from the annotation of a GenBank genome assembly. NCBI's taxonomy places the organism in Eukaryota, Metazoa, Cnidaria, Anthozoa, Malacalcyonacea, Plexauridae.